GCUCCUCUCCUUCAUCCUGCCCCGUUUCACUGCAUUUUUUUUUCCUUCUCAGCUGAAAGAGAAGACUUGGAAAGCCCGGCUUUAAACUAAACCAGUCUCCCGUAGGCUGAAUGCACUCAACCCAACAGGACACCGAGAAACAAAGCGUUAUGCAUGCGCAGUCGAUUCAGAAAACAGACGACAGAGAGAAAAUGUGAAGAUAUUGAGUUGUCACAGUGUUGAAGUAGUCAACAGUAACCGGGAAAGAUGGCGAGGACGCAGACUCGCAUGUUCCUCGCCUUGGCUUUGCUGGGAAUUCUCUUCCUCGAUGUUUCGGUGAAAGGAGAGCUGCAGGGAGAGCAAGAGGAGGAGAAAGAGAGGUCCUGUCAGGGCGCAUUCGACCUCUAUUUUGUCCUGGACAAAUCUGGAAGUGUGAAGCAUCACUGGAUAGAGAUUUACUCCUUUGUGGAGCAGUUGGCAGAGAAGUUUAUCAGCCCCAUGUUGCGAAUGUCCUUCAUUGUCUUCUCUACCCAAGGAAAGAUCGUCAUGAAACUGACUGAAAACAGGGAUGCCAUAAAUGAAGGCUUAAGAGCUCUGAAAAAAGUUGUCCCUGGAGGAGACACAUUCAUGAACUUAGGCCUGGAGAUGGCUAAUAUGCAGAUAUAUCACGAGAAGUACGGGACAGCCAGCGUCAUCAUCGCUCUGACCGACGGAGAACUUAACGAGUGGCAGUUUGACACAGCUCGGCGAGAGGCACAGAGGGCCAGGUCUAUGGGAGCAAUUGUCUACUGUGUAGGGGUCAAAGAAUUCAACCAGACCCAGCUUGCAACUAUUGCAGACACUGUGGAACAUGUGUUUCCUGUAUGGGGAGGUUUCCAAGCUCUCCGGGGAAUCAUUGACUCGAUCAUCAAGAAGUCGUGCAUUGAGAUUCUAGCCGCGGAGCCGUCCAGUGUGUGCGCAGGAGAGAGUUUCCAGGUGGUGGUGAAAGGCAAUGGGUUCCUCCAUGCCAGAAACAUUGACCAAGUCCUCUGCAGCUUCAAACUGAAUGAUACACACUCUGUGGAUGAGAGACCAGCUGGAAUAGAAGAUACCUUCCUGCUUUGUCCUGCUCCAGUCGUAGAGGAGGUUGGGAGGGUGAUCUACCUGCAGGUGAGCAUGAAUGAGGGCCUCUCCUACAUCACCAGCUCUGUUCACAUCACUACUACUGAAUGCUUCGACGGCACCAUCGUGCUCAUAUCGUUGCUCGUGGUGUUCCUCCUGCUGGCUCUGCUGCUGAUGUGGUGGUUUUGGCCUCUCUGCUGCACCGUGGUGAUCAAAGAACCUCCACCUCCUCCUCCUCCUGAACCAGAGUCAGAUGAUGAUGAUGGGAUGCCCAAGAAGAGAUGGCCCACAGUGGAUGCAUCCUACUAUGGAGGAAGAGGAGUGGGUGGCAUCAAGCGCAUGGAGGUGCGAUGGGGGGAGAAAGGGUCAACUGAGGAAGGUGCCAAGCUGGACAAACCCAAAAAUGCAGUUGUAAAGAUGCCAGAGCAGGAAUUUGAACCAUAUGAGCCUAAGCCUCGAAAACCACCCCGCCGGCCCCCGCAGCAGAGGAGAUGGUACACACCCAUCAAGGGGAAGCUAGAUGCUCUGUGGGCUCUGUUCAGGAGAGGUUAUGACCAGGUAUCUCUGAUGAGACCACAUCCUGGAGACCAGGGUCGCUGUAUUAAUUUCCAAAGGGUCAAACACGGAGAGUCCAGCGCAAACAAUCGGGCUCCUCCUCGCACCCAUCACUCUCCUCCUUCUCCUUCUCCUUCUCCUCCCCCUCCACCUGCCGAACAGCGACCUCUGGUCUCUAAUUCUGUCCCCCGUACGAAGCCUCCGUCAAGAGGACCCCGCACCACACCACCCUCCCACAUGCCCCCUCCUGUGGUCCAAGCCCCUCCAGGUCCACCCCCAGCUCGCGCACCCCCUGGGCUUAGAGGACCCCCGCCAUCUCGACCUCCACCGAGACUCUGAUGAUGAACAGAGGGCCUCCAGUAAACAAGCGAUACAGCAACUUGUUCCAUAAAAAAACCCAUGUCCUUCUUUCACCCCAAAGACUGAGACAGCAGAGAGGCGUAAAAUCUUAGAGCAUCUGACUUGAAGCUCUGUGCUUUGUUGCUGGACAGCAAAAAAAUAUUUAUCUGAUUUCAAAUCAGCUACCGCGUUUCAUCAGAGAUAACACUUUUUAUACAAAACGCAGAAACAUAGGAAAGACAAGCAUGUAGUUACUUGAUUUAAGCCUGUAUGUGCAGUGUUGGUGUCAUGAGUAAGUGUGAUCCUUUCUGGAAAUUCAUCGAAAAGGAUUUAUGUGUUGUUGAAAGUUGUGAAAGUUAGAUUGUGACAGUUUGCGUCGCUAAAUAGAUCUGAUUAGUUUGGGUUGGUAGAGGCUAAUAAUGCAGAGCGAGGACGUGGUAAAAAAGUAUGGCGAAAGAUAACGAUGUUGGCUUUGGUUUUUAAGCGUACAUUAUCUUAGGAUGCUACAAAUCAGACUGAGUGAUCAUUUUACCUUUUCAACCAAAUAAACUGUUUCUACAUCCUACCUAAAAUUUAGUAUAAAUUCAGCGAUCUUAUUGCAACUGCAGGGCAGUUUCUCCAUACUUUAUUUAUUAUAAUACAAGCCCUGUCUGAAUCUGUUUUCUAUUUAGCAUCAGGGAGGAGUUGGAGAUCAAGGUGGAAAUAAGGAAGCAUUCUGGAACGAAGUCUAAUGUAUUUGUGGUUUUAUGACCACCUUGAAGUGAGAGAUUGCAUUGAAAGUUUGUAUCUUCAGGGUUCUCCUGUAUACUGUAUUUACUGACUGAAAUGAUCAUUUGCAUUAUUUCUUUAUUAACAACCUUUUGUGUCUGUCUUCAAUAAACAAAAUGGGUUUUUUUAUUUA
Scatophagus argus is the source of this 2875-nucleotide messenger RNA. It is a transcript of the gene antxr1d, whose product is annotated as ANTXR cell adhesion molecule 1d. The record is from RefSeq and is a predicted model, not a curated record. The transcript has 18 exons. Gene Ontology annotation, cellular component: membrane. Gene Ontology annotation, molecular function: signaling receptor activity. The coding region runs from base 247 to 1974 and encodes 575 amino acids. NCBI's taxonomy places the organism in Eukaryota, Metazoa, Chordata, Actinopteri, Scatophagidae.